AUGUCCUCGAUUCUCAGGUCCUGGCCCGUGCAGAAUGCCUACAAGAAAUUCCAUUUCCACUUUCUAUCAGAAAAGGCUCCCGGAAACACCUUGGCAGACCUCAACUUCGACACAGACAUCAAGUCUUCUUUAGACAAACUCAAACGCCACGAAUGGAAACCUGCUGAGGCGCUUCACUAUGGAUUCCUAGCAUUGGUCAUUUUGUUCGUGUAUGUGAUCUUUCCCGUGUCGUUUUUGCUUAAAACCCCCAUUUUGGCUGCAUUCGUCUUGUGCUUCUUAGUGCCCUUGACUUCCCAGUUUUUUCUCUAUGCUUUGCCCAUCUUCGCCUGGCUUGCUCUCUUCUUCAGCGCUAGCAAGAUCCCUGUGUCGUGGAAGCCUGCCAUCUCCGUCAAGUUUUUGCCGGCCAUGGAGACCAUCUUGUACGGAGAUAACUUACUGAAUGUUUUAGCUGAGACCAACAACUCCAUCUUGGAUAUUUUGGCUUGGCUUCCAUACGGAAUCAUUCACUUCUCGUCACCUUUCGUGGUUGCUCUCUUUAUCUUCCUUUUUGCUCCUCCAUCUUCGUUGCGUUCCUUCGGCUUUGCUUUCGGCUACAUGAACUUGGCAGGCGUGUUGAUCCAGCUCUUGUUUCCUGCGGCUCCUCCUUGGUACAAGAAUUUGCAUGGUCUCGAGCCUGCAAACUACUCCAUGGACGGUUCUCCUGGAGGCUUGGGCCGUAUUGACAAGAUUUUUGGGUUCGAUAUGUAUACUUCCACCUUCGAGAACUCCCCACUUGUUUUUGGCGCGUUCCCAUCGCUCCACUCUGGAUGUGCGGUUAUGGAUGUGCUCUUCUUGUGCUGGCUUUUCCCCAAGUUUACUGCAGUUUGGUGGUCGUACGCAGCCCUCUUGUGGUGGAGUACAAUGUACUUGACGCAUCACUAUUUCAUCGACUUGAUCAUGGGUGCGGUGCUUUCAUUCAUGGUGUUCACCUACGUCAAGUACACCCAGCUUCCUGUUGUGGACCCUCUGAAGUUCUGCCGCUGGCUGUAUACGGAGGUUUCGCUUCUCGACAUGGACUUAUGUGACCCGAUCAACUCUUUCGUGCCUUUGCACCAGGAUUUGGAGGAUGCCCCACACUCCUUCUACAACCCCAGAUCACUCAGCACUACGGAUUUUGAAAUGACUACUAUGAACCGCUCGAGAGAAGUGCUUCCAACCAUUCUGGCCACUCCAGACGAGUUGUUACGCCUUUCCGAGGAGCAUUUGGGCCCACUCGAGGAUGCUGAUACCGACAACAGUGCAACCAACUCUGUUUUCGACAGUGAAAGAUAUGAAGAAGAAACCCAAAUUAGCCUGGCCCCAUCUACUGUUUCUUUGGCCGAUUUGGCUACUACCAAGCCCAAGGCAAUUCAAGGUAUCGGCGCCAGAUGA
Molecule: messenger RNA, 1410 nt
Organism: Sungouiella intermedia
Lineage: Eukaryota; Fungi; Ascomycota; Pichiomycetes; Serinales; Metschnikowiaceae
Source: the annotation of a GenBank genome assembly